GUCAUACUUCUAUUUACAGAAUAGUCUUUUAAUUUUUAAACUUUUAUAAUUAUAACCAGUCAACUAUUUUUUUCAGAAAAUACAGUUUUUAUAAACAUAGAAUCACACUUUAAAUUUAUAUAAUAGUCUUUUAAAAAAAUUACUUUAAAGAAAGUCAUAAAUUUAUGAAAAUCUUGUAAAAGUUCAAAGUACGUAAAGUUAAUUAUCAACUUUCGAAAAUAAAAGGUACUUAUUGUAAAAUUUCAAAAUAUUCUUUUUAGAGAUAAAAAAAUAUAAAAAUACAUUGGAGAAACACAUCUCUAUUUUAGAUAGCUAUAUUUUAUAAGUAAAAAUAGAAGAAUAUAUAGGAGAUGAUCUAAUCAAAGGCUCCAUAUCCAACCAGUUAUCAAACCAGAAACUUUCCUCUGCUCCUGUUAUGUCAAUCAAACGGUAGUAACUUUUAGUAUCAAUCAGAGAGAGAAAAUGGGAAUAUGGACAUACGAGCAUCGUACCAUGUUAUUUUCAGUAAAAAAAAGAAGAAAUACGAGCCUCGAAUAUUUGAAAUUGGUCCCAAGUUUGAAAAGUUCAACUAACUUCUCCAACCAAAAUGAAUAAGAAAAGGAAAAAUCAUUAAAGAAGAAUAAGAAACAAAUUAAUUGGGUCGUUGACAAAAUAAUUGAACAAUGAUAUGCAUCUUUCUUCACGAACUUGAAAGAAUAAAAAGAAGAAGCUGCUCGUUGACAUUUGAUGCACGUUCUUGCACGUUUCACGAAAGUUUGACGCAGACAUGCUUCCACGAUUACUGAGAUGCAAGCUAAACACAUAGAAAAAAAUGGUAAGACCCCAGAACCUAUAUAAAGGCAUGCACAGAAGUAAUGUAGAACCAUAAAAACAAAAACAAAAACAAAAACCAACGCAGUGAAGUGUUGUAGAAGCAAUCAAACUGCGAAUGACAUCUUCUCCCGGGAUGGGGCGUUCAGCCCAUCUCGUUUAUGCUCUUGGUUUUGUAAUCAUGGCAACAAUGGUUGCUGCUUCUUAUGAGCCCUACACUUAUAGCUCUCCACCACCACCAAUGUACAAUUCUCCUGCACCGAAAGUUGACUACAACUCUCCACCACCUCCUUACGUAUACAGUUCUCCUCCUCCUCCACCAAUGUAUUCGCCAUCUCCUAAAGUGGACUAUAAAUCCCCACCACCUCCUUACGUCUACAGUUCACCACCACCGCCACACUAUUCACCUUCUCCAAAGGUGGAUUACAAAUCUCCACCACCUCCUUACGUGUAUAGCUCACCACCACCACCAUAUUACUCACCUUCUCCAAAGGUGGACUACAAAUCUCCACCACCUCCUUACGUCUACAGCUCCCCACCACCACCACCAUACAUAUAUAGUUCUCCACCCCCACCACCAUACUACUCACCUUCUCCUAAGGUAGACUACAAGUCUCCACCACCUCCUUACGUCUAUAACUCUCCACCACCGCCCCCUUACGUUUACAACUCACCACCACCACCCCCAUACUACUCACCCUCUCCUAAAGUUGAUUACAAAUCUCCUCCACCACCUUACGUCUACACUUCUCCACCACCACCAUAUUCUUCACCUUCUCCAAAACCCGCAUACAAAUCUCCACCACCACCACCAUAUUACUCACCUUCUCCAAAGAUUGAUUACAAAUCUCCACCACCUCCUUACGUCUACAGCUCUCCACCACCACCAUAUUACUCACCUUCACCAAAACCAAUAUACAAAUCUCCACCCCCACCGUAUGUUUACAGCUCACCACCACCACCAUACUACUCGCCUUCACCCAAACCCAUAUACAAAUCUCCACCCCCACCAUAUGUCUACAGCUCCCCACCACCACCUUAUUACUCUCCGUCACCCAAACCAUCAUACAAGUCUCCACCACCUCCCUAUGUAUACAACUCUCCACCACCACCAUACUACUCUCCUUCUCCUAAACCCACAUACAAAUCGCCACCACCACCAUAUGUCUACAGCUCACCACCACCACCAUAUGUCUACAGCUCACCACCACCACCAUACUACUCGCCUUCACCUAAACCAGCAUACAAAUCUCCACCACCACCAUAUAUCUACAGCUCUCCCCCACCACCAUACUACUCGCCUUCACCCAAGCCCGUAUACAAAUCCCCACCACCGCCAUAUGUCUACAGCUCCCCACCCCCACCUUACUAUUCUCCAUCACCUAAACAUGUAUACAAAUCUCCACCACCUCCGUAUGUCUACAGCUCUCCGCCACCACCAUACUACUCUCCUUCUCCUAAGCCUGCGUACAAAUCUCCUCCACCACCAUAUGUCUACAGUUCUCCUCCACCACCAUACUAUUCUCCUUCCCCUAAGCCCGCAUACAAAUCACCACCACCGCCAUAUGUGUACAGUUCUCCCCCGCCACCAUAUUACUCGCCUUCUCCCAAACCCGCUUACAAAUCUCCACCACCACCAUAUGUAUACAGCUCCCCACCUCCACCUUAUUACUCUCCUUCACCAAAACCUGUAUACAAAUCACCACCACCACCAUAUGUUUACAACUCUCCACCACCACCAUACUAUUCACCAUCACCUAAGGUGGUAUACAAAUCUCCACCACACCCACAUGUUUGUGUCUGUCCACCUCCUCCUCCAUGUUACUCUCAUUCUCCAAAGAUUGAGUACAAAUCUCCUCCAACACCAUAUGUUUACCAUUCUCCACCUCCCCCACCUUAUUACUCGCCUUCACCUAAACAUGCAUACAAAUCCCCACCACCACCGUACGUCUACAGUUCUCCACCACCACCAUACUACUCUCCUACUCCUAAGCAUGCAUACAAAUCACCUCCACCACCAUACGUUUACAGCUCCCCACCACCACCAUACUACUCUCCUUCCCCUAAGCCCACAUACAAAUCUCCUCCACCACCGUAUGUCUAUAGCUCUCCACCCCCACCACCGUAUUACUCCCCUUCUCCAAAGGUUGAGUACAAAUCUCCUCCACCACCAUAUGUUUACAGCUCUCCACCUCCACCACCGUAUUACUCUCCUUCUCCAAAGGUUGAGUACAAAUCUCCUCCACCACCAUAUGUCUACAGCUCUCCUCCCCCACCACCGUAUUAUUCUCCUUCCCCAAAGGUUGAAUACAAAUCUCCCCCACCACCAUAUGUCUACAGCUCUCCACCCCCACCACCAUAUUAUUCUCCUUCUCCAAAGGUUGAGUACAAAUCUCCUCCACCACCAUAUGUUUACAGCUCUCCACCUCCACCACCGUAUUACUCUCCUUCUCCAAAGGUUGAGUACAAAUCUCCUCCACCACCAUAUGUCUACAGCUCUCCUCCCCCACCACCGUAUUAUUCUCCUUCCCCAAAGGUUGAAUACAAAUCUCCCCCACCACCAUAUGUCUACAGCUCCCCACCUCCACCACCAUAUUAUUCUCCUUCUCCAAAGGUUGAGUACAAAUCUCCUCCACCACCAUAUGUUUACAGCUCUCCACCUCCACCACCUUAUUACUCUCCCUCUCCAAAGGUUGAGUACAAAUCUCCUCCACCACCAUAUGUCUACAACUCCCCACCUCCACCACCAUAUUACUCUCCUUCUCCGAAGGUUGAGUACAAAUCGCCACCCCCACCAUAUGUCUACACAUCUCCACCACCACCACCAGCAUACUCUCCAUCUCCAAAGGCCGAAUACAAAUCUCCUCCUCCACCUUCGUAUUAUUAAACUCGUUCUAUACAAUUCAUAAAUAAGAUACCAAGUCUCAUCUGAUGUUUUACUUUUCGUGUGCUAGUCCUUUUUAAUUUCCAAGGUUCGAAUGAAUUAUUUGGCUAUUGAAAUUCCAUUUAAUUUCAUGUUUCCAUUGUCUUUUCUAUGGGUUACAUGGUUGCCUUUAAUCCAUAUGUAAGUUUGUUGCAGUUCUAUGCAUCAUGUUCUUGACCUUAUUGUUUGGGCCAGUAUUAUUACGCUAUCCAGAUUGCCAUAUAAAUUUCCCUGAUAAAUAAAGCUUCUAUGAUAAUUC
This is a messenger RNA of Brassica rapa (field mustard), 3992 nucleotides long. Its product is annotated as extensin-2. Gene Ontology annotation, molecular function: structural constituent of cell wall. Gene Ontology annotation, biological process: plant-type cell wall organization. Lineage: Eukaryota; Viridiplantae; Streptophyta; Magnoliopsida; Brassicales; Brassicaceae. The record is from RefSeq and is a predicted model, not a curated record.